AUCUUUCCAUUGUAGCAACAAGAAGGUGUAUAUCAAGACAAGGUGAAGGAGAUGAUUACAGACAAUGAUAACAGAUUAAUUAUCAAUAUCAAUGAUCUGAGAAAAAAAAAUGAAAAACGUGCAAACAGGUUACUCACUGACGCUUUCGAGGAAAUUGUUGCUUUUCAACGAGCUCUGAAAGAGAUUGUUAGUGCAGCGGAUCUGACAUACGCAAAACAGCAUGAAGACUUCUUUGUUGGAUUUGAAGGCAGUUUUGGCGCCAAGCAUGUUACGCCGAGAAGUCUAACAGCACGUCAUUUAGGGAAUUUAGUUUGUGCUGAAGGAAUCGUGACAAAGUGUUCUUUGGUACGACCCAAAGUUGUCCGUAGCGUUCAUUACUGUCCAGCAACAAAGAAGACAUUGGAAAGGAAAUAUACAGACUUGACUUCACUGGAUGCAUUUCCAUCAAGUUCCGUUUAUCCUACCAAG
Messenger RNA from Saccoglossus kowalevskii, 468 nucleotides. Its product is annotated as DNA replication licensing factor MCM3-like. Gene Ontology annotation, biological process: mitotic DNA replication initiation; DNA replication; DNA strand elongation involved in DNA replication. Gene Ontology annotation, molecular function: single-stranded DNA binding; single-stranded DNA helicase activity; ATP hydrolysis activity. Gene Ontology annotation, cellular component: nucleus; MCM complex. Lineage: Eukaryota; Metazoa; Hemichordata; Enteropneusta; Harrimaniidae. The record is from RefSeq and is a predicted model, not a curated record.